AUGGAUUUUUUGAAACUGAAUAGACCUUCAGUAGACAAGAUCCGAAAGCAUGGAACCGAGAAGUUCCGUGCAAAUAAAGAUGACGAUCCCAAAAGGGCAGAGUUCUGGCUUGAGAAUACCAUCAGGGUAUUCGAUAAAUUAUCUUGUACUUUCGAAGAAUGCUUGAAGUGUGUCAUAUCCUUGUUGAGUGAUUCGGCAUACUACUGGUGGAAAACAUUAGUUUCAGUAGUACCUCACGAGAGGGUUACAUGGGAAUUCUUUCAAGAAGAAUUCCGGAACAAAUACAUUAGUGAAAGAUUCAUGGAUCAAAAGCAUAAGGAAUUUAUUGAUUUGAAACAAGGCCGCAUGAUGGUUACUGAAUAUGAAAGGGAGUUCAUCCGACUUAAUAAGUAUGCUCAGGAGUGUGUGUCCUCCGAGGCCAAGAUGUGUCGAAGGUUUGAAGACGAACUUAAUGAGGAUAUCAGAUUGUUAGUUGAUGUCCUUGAAUUAAAGGAGUGGUGCUCGUUAAUCAAGCUUGUAAGGCCAAAGAAUUAA
Gossypium arboreum is the source of this 534-nucleotide messenger RNA. RefSeq lists its product as uncharacterized. The transcript has a single exon. The record is from RefSeq and is a predicted model, not a curated record. Lineage: Eukaryota; Viridiplantae; Streptophyta; Magnoliopsida; Malvales; Malvaceae. The coding region runs from base 1 to 534 and encodes 177 amino acids.